CCACACUACAAUCUCACAAAAUAGUACACUGAGUGAAAAGGCUAAGUAAAAUCUUUUUUCACCAUGAAGAUAAAGAUAACUAGCAAAACCCAUGUGCAACCAAACAAGCCGAUACUAGGGAAGAAACAAUUCCAUCUCACCACAUUUGAUCUUCCUUACCUAGCUUUCUACUACAACCAGAAGUUCCUGCUCUACAAGUUCGAGAACCUUCUAGAUCUCGAGGAAUCCACUUUCCAAAACAAUGUCGUGGGUAAGCUCAAGGAUGGUUUGGGCUCGGUUCUUGAAGACUUCUAUCAGCUUGCCGGUAAGCUGGCCAAGGACGAGGAAGGGGUCUUCCGAGUUGAGUACGACGCUGAAGACGAAGAGAUCAACGGCGUGGAGUUCUCGGUUGCUGAGGCUGCUGACGUCAGCGUCGAUGAUCUCACAGCUGAGGACGGGACGGCUCAGUUCAAGGAGUUGGUUCCGUACAACGGGAUCUUGAACUUGGAAGGACUUAGCAGGCCUCUCCUUGCUGUCCAGGUGACCAAGCUUAAAGAUGGGCUUGCAAUGGGCCUAGCUUUCAAUCACGCGGUCCUUGACGGAACUGCCACAUGGCACUUCAUGUGCUCAUGGGCCGAGAUCUGUCGCGGAGCCCAAACCAUCUCGACACAACCAUUUCUCGACCGAGCCAAGGCACGUGACACGCGCGUGAAACUCGACCUCGCUUCCCCAAAGGACCCUAACGCGUCCUCCAACGGCGACGCCACGGCUGAACCGCCGCAGCUCGUGGAGAAGGUCUUCAAGUUCUCCGACUCAGCCAUCCACACGAUCAAGUCAAGAGCCAACUCAGCCGUCCCACCCGACAACGGCUCAAAGCCCUUCUCCACUUUCCAGUCCCUCACGUCACACAUCUGGCGCCACGUCACCCUCGCGCGUGGGCUCAAACCCGAAGACAUCACCGUCUUCACCGUCUUCGCCGACUGCCGCCGCCGCGUCGACCCGCCGAUGCCGGAGGAGUACUUCGGAAACAUGAUUCAGGCCGUCUUCACGGGAACGGCGGCGGGGAUGCUUGCGGCGCACGGGCCGGAGUUCGGAGCCUCCGUGGUUCAGAAAGCCAUCGUGGCGCACAACGCGCGUGUGGUGGACGCGCGGAACGAGGAGUGGGAGAAGUCGCCGAAGAUAUUCCAGUUCAAAGACGCGGGAGUGAACUGCGUGGCGGUGGGGAGCUCGCCGAGGUUCCGUGUCUACGAGGUGGACUUCGGUUGGGGUAAACCGGAAACGGUUAGGAGCGGUUCGAAUAACCGGUUUAAUGGGAUGAUGUAUCUGUACCCGGGGAAAGCUGGAGGUGUGAGCAUCGAUGUGGAGAUCACGCUUGAAGCUCAUGUCAUGGAGAAGCUAGAGAAGAGCAAAGAGUUUUUACUGGUCGAGGAGGAAGAAAAUGGAAGCAAGCUCACCAAUGGCAAUGGUCAUGGUCAUGGUCAUGCUAAUGGUAACGGGUUCGUUUGAGUCGAUCAAAAUUCAAAGCAGUUUCGUUAAUGUGAAAGACCUCUAGUUAUCGUAAUAAUAUUGCUCUUUUGUUGAUAAUAAUCAGCAGAAUGCUGACGUGUGAGUUAAGUAAUUUGAUUAUGUUGUAGUAUGUUGGAUUUGAACUUUGGAGUGUUUGGGACAUGUACCAAAAUGGCUUCUUGCUGUUUGAAUUAA
This is a messenger RNA of Raphanus sativus (radish), 1680 nucleotides long. RefSeq names its product BAHD acyltransferase DCR. Bases 64 to 1485 code for a protein of 473 amino acids. The record is from RefSeq and is a predicted model, not a curated record. NCBI's taxonomy places the organism in Eukaryota, Viridiplantae, Streptophyta, Magnoliopsida, Brassicales, Brassicaceae. The transcript has 2 exons.